GCCAUGACCGCCUCAGCUUUCUUUACUCCUACUCCGUAGCAGCCGCGCUGUCUCGUUCUCUCCUCUCAUGCAAUAACGUACUGACUUCUGUCCAUCCCACCUUCUGCUCUCUCCUUUGUAGGCACACGUCAACAUGGCGCAACGAGCACAGCAGAUCGCUUCGCACCUGAACUACCCGUCCGGUUUGCUCACCGGUCAAGUCGCCAUUAUCACUGGCUCCGGUCAAGGUAUCGGCGCCGAAUGCGCACGCCUCUUUGCCAACGAGGGCGCAAAGGUAGUUGUCUGCGACGUCGACUCUUCCAAGGCCGACAGUGUCGCGAAGUCGAUUAACGAGGCCUCGCCCGGCCGGGCAAUCAGCGUGCCCGGCGACGUGACCGACCCCCAUUACUUCCCUGUGCUGGUCAAGAAGGCCGCAGAGUUCGGCAACGGCAAGAUCCACAUCAUCGUGAAUAAUGCGGGUUACACUUGGGACGGUGUCAUCCACAAGAUCACGGACAAGCAGUGGGACACGAUGCUGGCCGUGCAUAACACUGCGCCGUUCCGCCUGAUCAGGCAGGCAGCUCCUUAUUUCCGGGUCAAGGACGGCGAGAAAAGGGUCAUCAUUAAUAUCAGUAGUACGAGCGGGACACAUGGGAAUGCCGGGCAGGCGAAUUACAGUCUGGCCAAGGCCGGCGUCGUGGGAUUGACGAAGACUGUUGCGAAGGAGUGGGGGCCGCAAUUCGGCGUCCGCGCAAAUACGAUCGCUUUCGGCCAUAUCAACACGAGAUUGACCCAGGCCAAGGAGUCUGGCGCGUUCAUCACGACGCCGGAUGGACAGCGUAUCUCACUAGGCAUUCCUUCGGCACAGUUGGCUUCGAAGAAGGGUGAUGAUGCCUCUGCAUAUAAGGACAUUCCCCUGGGUCGACCAGGGACCGCCACCGAGGCCGCGAGUGCAGUACUGGCUGUGUGUAGUCCGCUGUUUAGCUAUGUGAAUGGGCAGACUAUUGAGGUUACGGGUGGAAGGCAGAUAUAGAUAAAUGAAAAACAGAGAUGACGAGGGCAUGAACAUCGACGUUGGAGACGGUGAGGCGCGCGUCCUUCGAG
Messenger RNA from Exophiala xenobiotica, 1083 nucleotides. RefSeq lists its product as uncharacterized. The record is from RefSeq and is a predicted model, not a curated record. The transcript is spliced from 3 exons. Gene Ontology annotation, molecular function: oxidoreductase activity, acting on the CH-OH group of donors, NAD or NADP as acceptor. The coding region runs from base 134 to 1012 and encodes 292 amino acids. Lineage: Eukaryota; Fungi; Ascomycota; Eurotiomycetes; Chaetothyriales; Herpotrichiellaceae.